This is a messenger RNA of Gossypium raimondii (Peruvian cotton), 830 nucleotides long. Its product is annotated as non-specific lipid transfer protein GPI-anchored 5. The record is from RefSeq and is a predicted model, not a curated record. Lineage: Eukaryota; Viridiplantae; Streptophyta; Magnoliopsida; Malvales; Malvaceae. The transcript has 3 exons. Bases 65 to 610 code for a protein of 181 amino acids.
UAAAAUCAGUUUCUCAUUUUCUAUAUAAAUAAGUCCCCCCUUGUUAUUACUUAGGCCACAUCAAAUGGCGUUAGGGAAGAUAACCCUUGUGCAGGGUCUAGCCUUGGUCAUGGUAACUUUGCUAUGGACUGGAACCAUGGCUCAAUCAGACUGCACCAGUGUGCUAAUCACGAUGGCUCCAUGCUUUGAUUAUGUGACUGGAACCUCCUCAACCCCAUCUGUUCCAUGCUGCUCACAGCUUGCUAACGUUGUUCAAUUACAGCCACAUUGCCUUUGCAUGGCCCUCAGUGGUGGUGGUUCAUCAGUGGGUGUGGAAGUAAACCAGACACUUGCCCUUGCACUCCCUCAACUUUGCCAUGUCAAAACCCCACCUGAGAACAACUGCAAAGCUGCUGAUGGACCUGCUGUAAUUUCAAUAUCUCCAUCUGGUUCACCUCAAGGUUUACCACCCCAUUCAAAUGAUACCCCAGGCAGCAACUCUUCAACAUCAGGUGGAUCUAGAACAAUUGCAGCUACUGCCAGUGAUGUUAUCUUCAACACAUCCCUUCAGUUCAUCCUGUUCUUGCUGCCCAUUGCUUUGUUUUCUUCAACUUGGACCACCAUCUCCUAAGGCUCCUAUACAUAUGCUUCUGUUACUAAUUUCAGAUCCUAUCUACUUGUGUUUUAUCCUCCACUUUUAGUACUUCCUAUGCUUUGUUUAUUUAUUAAUUAUCUCUCUGUUAUGCAAAGACAGGAGAAUCACUCAAAAAGUUUCUUCAUGUUUGUCUUUGUACUGUAAUAUCAGUUGAUGAUAACGAAACUUUAUUUAAAUAAUAAUAUCGUUUGAAUAA